UUUUCUCCAGCCCCUUAUUUGGUAAACUGCCACUGAAAUAUCAUUUGUCUUUCAUUUACGUGCAAAACCAGCAACUGUGUGCUUUUCACACCCUCGAGACUUCAACCACUGACUGAGUGGACUCACUCAAUUUCAAACCCACUUGCAGGAUGUGUGGCGCGGAUAUUGACCUGGAUGAUGGAGGCGAGGAAGAGAAGGAGGAAGAGUUGUGGAUGGGUGAGCGUGUGAAGAUGCUUCCCCCUCCUGUGGCCCACAGUGGGGGUUCCGCGUGGGGCAGCCGGAGGGACAUCUCGGGCUGCGUGUUCUGCGGGGCAGCUCUGGUCCUUUGGAACGUGUGUGUUCUCCUCGCCGGUGCCAUGCUCCUUACGCUGGUCUUCUCCUUGGUGCUGCUGCCUGCAGUUGUGCUGCUCUACGUUGGAUUCUUGUGCCAUUCCAGGAUCCUGGACAGCAAGUCAGCCAUCUGCAAUUACCUUGAUGAUAAUAGCUGCUCGGCCCUCAUUAUCCUGGGCUUUGUGAUGAUGUCGCCACUCAUGGUGGCAGCGGCAGCAGUUUUCUGUGGCCUGCUACGAAGGUUCCGACUCCUGCUUCUCAUUCAACCAAUCAGUCGCGCACGCUACCGGGGGAGACUGAUGGACUGGGUUAACAGCGUCCACGCUUGGGUCUGAUCGCUGCAUUAGGGUGGUGAAUAAAAGCCCUUGCACGCCGAGUCAAGAGUAGCUUUUCUUUUUUUUUUAACCUCAUUUACUGUACUGCUUACAGGAGUGUUCCCCAACCUUUAGUGAGCUUAGGUACAUAUUUUACGGUAUAAAAAACUCAAAGCACACCAACAAAAUUAUUUGGCACUCAAAGCCUACAGUAUGUAGGCCCACACUGAUGCCUUGAAAUAUGAGCAUAAUUUGGUCCAUUAUUACCUCUAUGCCCCCACUGAACUAAUCGCCUUAUAGUGUAAAGAAUUGUGCAUUGUGAUAAUUCCUCACCUCUACUUCUGGUGUGCACAACUCAGCUACCUAAAUAAAUUAGUAAGGUUUGUUAUUUUUUUGCCGAGGAUACAAAAUAUAUAUGCCUGCUAAUAUUGUUAUGACGUCCGUCAAAUGUAGUGCUAAUUGUCUUAAAAUACAGUAUCUGUUGCUUGAAGUGUUAGAACGAUGCUAGGCAGAUGCUAUUUGUUAGCCCAUCUAAAGUAUUUCCCAUUAUGUGUUAGCAUUAAGGUAGCAUACUUUCAGGCGAAGUUAUGUUUGUUUUAAAUGGACUCCUCAAUUGUUUAUUUUUUUAUUUAUGUAUGUUAUGUAAACUGGUAUCACAAGUAACUCGUAAGGCAAGUCUCAUAUAGUUCAAGGUACUAUUUUGUACUAAAAUAAUCAUGUUAUUGUCUCAAUGUGCUCAAAAAUUUACUUACAAUGUACAGUACUGUAUAAUUUUAGUUUUAACACAAAGCAGUGCUGUUUUCGCCAACGAUGACUAUAACGAAAAUAUUUUGUCAAUGAAUAAUUUUUUCAUGACGAUGACUAGACGAUAACGAGCUAAAAAUGUGUUUUGGCAGACAAAAAUAUAACAAGACUAAUGCAAGUUUUUGUCUGACGAGACGAAAAUGCAUAAUAGUUUCUGUCACACGUGUACAAUGUGUGACGUUUUAUGUUUUAUGUUUAUUAAGUUAGCUUGCAUCGUAGCAGUGUCUGGUUGUGUCACUUAUGUGAUGUGCUGCUGCUCGCUGGUCUCCAGGCUUGCACAAACGGUAAGAUUUGUUUUCUUAUUUUGCCGGAGACAAUAUGCAAUGUUGCUUUUGCCUUUAAAGGUCUAUGCCAGUACUUCUCAAAUAGUGGGGCGCGCCCCCCCAGGCAAAGAGCGAUGCCAGGGGUGGCCCAUGUGACCUCGGGGAACAUGCUUUUUUUUUUUUUUUCUUUUUUUGCCAUACUAGAAUAAAGUGUACUUGCGCAUCCACUCAGUGGGUGGCAGUGGCGCUCUCAUUUUCAAAGUGCGUGCAGUAUUUUUGAAGUAAGCAAGAGCACACAGACGAGAGAUAAGAAGAGCUGUGCGCCGUUUUCGAAAGCCGUUUUCCGGCCGGACUCACGCAGCGACCCACUGUCUUCUCCGGUUCUCACGUGUCCGCCCGAGACGUGCCAUUUUCGGCUUGGGAUCGUCACGACGACCGCCGUCACCUACGGUUCUCCCUCGGCCGCCGAGAAUGUACUUUUUUCGGGCCGUUUGCCUUUUGGCUUUGACAUUUAAUACAGUGGUAGGUGAGGAAAGACCACUGUUUAUUGUGUCUAAAAAUGAUUAUAGCGGACAGCCGGAAGCCAAAUCAAUUAAGACGCCACUUAAAGACAUUAGACCCCAAUCUCAUUGAUAAGCCGCUUGGUUGUUUUUCAGCGAAAACGUGCCGAAUAUUGUCAAUAAUCGUCCCGCUUUGUCAGUGUUAUAUAAGUAAACCAGUGAGCACUGUUAGCAUGCUCAGUGGAAAAUAACCCCACACUAUUGCAAACUGAAGGUGAUACUAAGAGCAGCGAGCAGCGAAAAUAAAAACGGUCCUUUUGUCCAAAGACAAUCUUUUUUUUUUUUUUUUCCCCCCUUCUAUUCAGUUUUGUUUUUUCGGUCAAAUUUUUUGGGCAUAUUGUCCUCAUGAGUUAAUGUUUCUAAUGAAUUUGAUUUUUUUAUUAUUUACUGAUGUUAUUUUUCAGUAUCAAAUGUUAAAAAUGUACUUUGAGUGUAUUUUUACAGUUUGGAUGUGACUUUUUUUUUUUUUUUCAGGCGAAUUGAUGCGCGUUAAGUCUUUUCUGUUACAAACAAAACAAUGUUGAUAAAGUUAUACUUUAUAAGUUGAUCUGUUAUUUUCUGUAAUAGAAAAAAAUGACAAUGUGAGGCAGAGGCGUACUUAUAAUAGUAAUAUUAUAGACAAAUGAUACUAUUUACAGUGGCGGCAGAG
This is a messenger RNA of Corythoichthys intestinalis (scribbled pipefish), 2920 nucleotides long. RefSeq names its product transmembrane protein 88 (gene tmem88bl). Gene Ontology annotation, cellular component: plasma membrane. The transcript has 3 exons. The record is from RefSeq and is a predicted model, not a curated record. Gene Ontology annotation, molecular function: PDZ domain binding. Lineage: Eukaryota; Metazoa; Chordata; Actinopteri; Syngnathiformes; Syngnathidae. The coding region runs from base 150 to 665 and encodes 171 amino acids.